Leptosia nina is the source of this 1047-nucleotide messenger RNA. The record is from the annotation of a GenBank genome assembly. NCBI's taxonomy places the organism in Eukaryota, Metazoa, Arthropoda, Insecta, Lepidoptera, Pieridae.
AUGGGUCUUAUUAUAUCAAGAUUUCGCCGCAAGAGAACGACGAAGGACAUCCUCGAGGAACUGGAGACGAAAAUUAAAAGCAUAGAAAAGGAUGGCGAAUACAAGGAACAGACACACAAACGGGUCAUCGGGAUGAUCAUGGUCAACUCGGUGGGACUGUACGUGCUGUUCGCGCUGCUCUACUACUUCAUAUACGCGGGCAAGAGUCAGUACUGGGCGCAUUCGCUCAUGUAUGCAUCGCCGCUGCUCUUGCUGCCAGUAUUAGUUAUAUUCCUCCGGUCUGCAAUAUCCACAUACUAUAAUUGGACACUGAACAAGAACAGGGCGAAGUUGUCCAAGAUGCGCGAGGAGAAAAAGAAGAUUCUAGAAGAUGUAAUGAAUACUGAGACUUAUAAGGUCGCGAAAGAAAUACUGGACAAGUACGGAACGCCGGAGGAGCAGUCUAAAGCCUUGAAGCCGUUUGUUCCACCAUCGGUGACACCCAGCACUCCUUCUACCCCAGCUCAGCUGAGGCAAAGGCAGGUAGCGAUGGUCACGUCGACCCCGAAUAACAGGAAUCUGAACCUUGUUCCAAUUACUCCAGGGACGGUGUUCAAUGGGACCCGGUUACGGUCGGAUCAACUACCGCGCCCUCUGCCGGAUGCCAACAAAUCUGCGUUGGAUAAAGUCGUGGACUACUUGCUCAAAGACGGACCUAACUAUCGAAUGGCGUUAAUUUGUUCAGAGUGCUUCUCACACAAUGGUAUGGCCAUGAUCGAGGAAUUCGACUAUGUGUCUUACAAGUGCGCGUAUUGCGGUAAAUUGAAUCCGGCGCGGAAGCAACGGCCCGCUGCGCCUGCGCUGACUUCCCCUCCAGCGCUCACUUAUACGAACAAUAUAUCGCUCGUCCCAGGUGGUGGAGAUGACUCGUCCCUGGCGAGUUCUGGAACGGAGAGCGAGGAAGAGAAAGACGAUUACCCGGCGGAGAUAGGAAAAGUUGAAUCGGAUCGGCCCCCCUCCGCAACGGAAGAGGAACCGAAAUCUGAAGCCGACAAGAAACAAGACUGA